GUGUGACGUGACCUACAACAUGGCAAAGGAACUGGCUGAAAACAGCUCCGUGACCAUCACGAGUUAGCUAAUUCUACAUUCCUAGAAGCCCGUUUAGGAUCGAUACAAGAUCACGUACCUGGUACCUGGAGAUCCGGGAGACUGAAAAUCUGCAUCAACUAACGACUUGGAAGGAUACAGUUAUCCCAAGUCCUGGGAUCACCAUGACUGACAACGUAGCUUUAUGUAGCUCAAUAGGACGCUACCUAGACCCCAGUAGACCAUGGCUGACCCAGCUUAGUGCCCUGGCGACGCAAGCAAAGGAGGGAGCAUCCGCCAUCCUGAAAAGUGAUGCCCAGUCUGGCACGAUGAAGUCGACAAGUUACUUCAUCAUAAGUGAUGAAGGAGAGAUGUGUGAUAUUCGUGCUGGGAUGCCCAGGUCGGACACCAUAGCUAUGAGCAGGUCCACGCUGGUCAAAGUCAGUUCUCUGGCGAUGCAUUCAGAGGAAGAGGGUACACUCUGUCAGUAUGGCUCACUGAAGUCGGAAGAUGACUUCAUUAUGAUAGAUAUAGGCGACCAAAUUGAGAAUCAGCAACCGUUAACUGUUGAAAGGGCUUCGAUAAACACAUCAAUGUGCAUAGAUUCAGUACAGCCGCUAACAUCAUCUGUAGAAGCUCAGGACAAGAGAAACGACACAGGACAAAGCAGUCAUCCGAUACCUCUUUCACCAAUACAACAGCUACUUCUCCAAGAUAGAGACACAGCCAGGCAAACUCUGUGUAAUCAACUGGAAACGAAAGGGUUCAAGGCAACAUUUCGAUUUCAACAACGAGAGGUUGACAUUGAGGUUGAGUCCAAGGAAGCAAAGAAACAAGUAGAAGCUCUGGAUGUCAUCACCAGCUCGGUCGUGGAGAUGGAACUCACCUUCAGCAGUGAUGAACUGGAACAGAUGGCUCAAGUGGCUGAUAUCCAGCAUGUUCUUGUGCCACUGUUGUCGAGGGAUCAGGACGUGCUUGUCGUCAUUGAUAAGACCAACGGAGGUAUGAAGCUUGUUGGCAUGGCAGACACUAUCAAUCUACUGAAGGAAACCCUUAAUAAGUUACAAGAACUUUCGGACUGCAGACACAAGAAGAACCAAGAAAAACAAGGAUCACCAAAGACAUCUACAUCAAUAUCAAUAUGGCCACGAGAAUCAUCUCAAGAACAGGCUUUACUCUACCAAAGUAGCAAUCUGUUGGAGAGUCGAACAGUGAAAAGUCGACGUAGAGCACAAUCUGCGCUUCCUAAAACACAAGACGAUCGUUCGUGUGGGUUUCCAGAAGAUCAAGAUGUUAAAGUGACCGUUGUCUUCAACAGGAUAGAAAAACAAAACGCUGAUGUGAUUGUAAAUACAACCAACAGACAACUGAACCUGAGUUCCGGGUUUGGUGUGUCCUACAGCCUGCUGAAGGCGGCUGGUUCCGACAUACAGACAUGCUUAAGACACACCUAUCCUAACGGGAUAGAUCACGGUGAUUUGGCGGUGGGUCGUUCUGGAAAUCUUGACACUUGUAAAAAGAUCUACCACGGAUGUCUUCCAUUCUAUAAAGGGUUCAGGAAAACAUCAACCCUUUCAAAGUGUUACGAGAGGCUGGUGUCUCUGGUGUUCCGAUGUCUCAUCCAGGCCUGCAAGGAUGGAUUUCAGACAAUUGCUCUGCCAGCAUUCGGCACAGGAGCCCUACAGUAUCCUAACAAGAACGUUGUACAACUCAUGUAUCAUACCAUUGAUCUGGUCACCCAAGAAAACAGACAGAAAUCGCUGAAGGAAAUAUUCAUAGUUACCUCCCUUGAGUCAAGGUUAGAUGUCAAACAGCUGUUUCUCGCUCAUCGUAUCACUCACAAGCUCAAGACAAGAUGGCUGGAAGCACCCCCGGAAGACCGACAUGGAUUCUUUUACAACCUCUUUAGGCCGAGAACAGAUAGCAGUUUGCCUGUAUUCUUGGAAAGGGAGGUGCGAAGACCGGUCCAGACCAAGUGCGAGUUGAGAAUCAUGAUUGCAGACACACUAGUCCAGAUUAUUAAUGGGGGCAUCAGCGAGGUGUGUGACGUCACACAGACUUCACUCCUGCUGUGGAGAGAGAGGGAUACACGGACAAGGACGAGCGGUGUGGUUGAUCCUUCCACCAGUGUUCCCGGAAGAAUCAUCCGUGCCUACGAUGAGGACGACAGCGAGGACAACAACGAGGACAACAACGAGGCCAAAGUGAGGGAGUCAAUGCUGAUAGGGCUACGUCUAGCUGCCGAGAAGGAGUGGUACCAUGUGACCAUACCACUGUCAGCUGAAGACGUUCUCUCACCUGAUCAAAUAACCGCCGCUAUUGUUGCUGCCAUAAAACGUCGUUCAUGUGGUGUAUAUGUCCUGACACUCGCGGUUCCCGAUACCAACAUCUACAUCGAUGUAGCAACUCGGAUAGCGAGACAUGGAAUAGUUCAGGAGCCUCCUGAUGUGAGCAACGUUUCCCUCGUUGAUUCCUUGUGGAAAGCAAAGUUCUCACGUCAACGCUUUGAGAGCCUUGGAGAAACGUGUACCACAGAGGUGGUCGUCACGUCAGAUUCGGAGGAGACGAACACGAACGCCGCCAGGGACGUUGAGAGAGAGCUGCAUGUGGAGCUGGAUGUUGUGUAGUUCUUGGCCAAACCACUUUCUUUUAAUUGAGCUAUAAAGAGUACAUAUCAAUUGAAAUGGCACACAAAGAGGUUAAUUUUUUUGAUAUGUAUUACGCCUUCAGCUUUGUCACAAUAUCAAACACAGGUAUUUUUUAACUAUGGCCAUCAGCAGAUGGGAAAUGUAGGCCAAUUUGAAAUCCAACAUGGACUCCACAAACGAUCGUGGAAAGAAGACAACAUCAGUGUUCGUAUUCAGUGACAUAUGUUGAUGAUUUUAAACCUUUCUGCGAAGCUUCUUCCAUUUCUUCCAUUAUCCCAUACACUGGUAUCCUGUCUAUCCCCAAACACUCAUGUCUCCUGUCAUUUCUGACAAUGAGUGAGUGAGUAACAAUUUAACGUCGCAUCGGCACUAUUUCAGCCAUAUAGUGACUUGUGACAAUAAAUACAUUUACAAUAUAUAUCUCAGAACUAAUGCUCAGAUUGCAUUUUACCUUAAACUAUUUUGGAAUGGUCCAUCCUUUUCAUGAUAUUAUUACUUGUGAUUCUUUAAGAACAUUAGCGAAGGUAGUGACUGAAGAAGACUCAUAGUGACUCUUGCAGCACCUUCAUUUAAGGCAUGUUCAGCCAUAUAGAGUCACUGAGGAAAUUACGCGUUGAAAGACUGACUAAAAUCUGACUGUAUGUGCCAAUGUGUGAUGCCAACGUAUGUUCCCCUCUCACCAGUAAACAUUAAAACAUUGUUGCAUUGUUUUCUUUAUGCCUUAGUAAGUUUUAAUACCAUAUGAUAAGGAAUAUUAUGAAUAACAACUUCUUUAUCAUUAUCAGGUGGUGAAGGGUCCAGGAGUAGCCCUAAAACUUUGUGUAUAAUAAUAUAAUAAAGCUUGUUAUAUAUUA
Messenger RNA from Haliotis rufescens (red abalone), 3520 nucleotides. RefSeq lists its product as uncharacterized. Gene Ontology annotation, molecular function: transcription corepressor activity. The transcript is spliced from 13 exons. Bases 204 to 2645 code for a protein of 813 amino acids. Gene Ontology annotation, biological process: negative regulation of gene expression. The record is from RefSeq and is a predicted model, not a curated record. NCBI's taxonomy places the organism in Eukaryota, Metazoa, Mollusca, Gastropoda, Lepetellida, Haliotidae. Gene Ontology annotation, cellular component: cytoplasm; nucleus.